This is a messenger RNA of Effrenium voratum, 3215 nucleotides long. NCBI's taxonomy places the organism in Eukaryota, Dinophyceae, Suessiales, Symbiodiniaceae. The record is from the annotation of a GenBank genome assembly.
AGCUAACUCAGCUGUCGGUCCACUUGCCUUGAAGCCCAUGGCGCCUGAGCUGACCCAGCUGGAUGACAUCUUUCGGCAGGUGGCAAGGAAGUUCCCUGAGGUCACGGAUUGGCUUUGCCCCAUAAGAGGGCUGCUGAUGGAGGACCCUGUCAAGGCCGAGGACGGCUUCAACUACGAGCGCGCUGCAAUCCAAACAUGGCUUGAGGCCUCGGACGUGUCGCCGCAGACUCGGGAGAGAAUGGGAAAGCUGUUGGAGGAGAACAUUUGCCUCAAAGGAGUGAUCCAGCAGUUCAAGGCUUUUCUCAAGGAUGGGGUGAGGGAGGUGACUUUGGCUUGGACGCAUGGUGGCCUGACCGACAACACAAAGCGGAAGGUCACUUUGGCGCCUUCGGAUGUUGAGUCCAUCAGCAGGAAGGAGAUGUGUCAGGAAUUGAGCAAGUUCUUCAAGGAGCUGGAUCCUGUUGAAGACCUUCUACAUUCGACGCUGGAUGGCCUGAAAGUGCCCAAGAUUGUGGUGGUGGGUGAUGAAAGCGCUGGCAAGUCGACCAUUUUGGAGAUGCUGGCCAUGCUGCCGGUCUUUCCGCGGAAUGCUCGCUGCUGCACACGCAUGGCUAUCCAUCUGCGGCUCCGGCGCACUCCCGGCGUCAGCCGAGCCACUUUGACUGUCUCGUCUGCAAAGGGCGAGACAAAGGACGUAUCUAUGGACAUGCCGCAAGAGAACGGCUGGCUGCUUGUGGAGGAGCAAAUGAAACGUUUGCAGCAGGAGCUUUCUGAAGGCUCGAAGAUCAUUUCGGACAAGAAGAUCAUUGUCGAAGUGCACCGUCCUGACGUUCCGUGCCUUGACUUGGUGGACUUGCCUGGCAUGGUGCAAAGUCCACCCGACAAGGCUCGGCAGAUCGAGGCGAUCUACGAGCAGCAGCUCAAUGAUGACAAGUCCAAUGGCAAUCAAUGCAUCUACCUAGCUGUUGUGGCAGCGUCAGGUCAGGCACAGCCCCACACGAAAAAAUCAGUGGAGUUCAUCGUGAAGCACGGGCUCCAGGGCCGCACGUGUGGAAUCUUCUCAAAAUGCGAUGAGAACAAUGAUGCAGAUGCGCUGCGUGCGCUGACCCUUGGCGAGUGCACAGAGGACGGCGAGUCAGCUGAAUCUUUGGGCGGCAUCCAGUUGGCCAACGGAUGGGUGGCCACCAUGCUGAAGGCUCCGAAUGGAGAGCAUUUCAAGCAUCACAACUUCGAGCGGAUCUAUUUGCAGCAGAAACAGGAAGCAGAUUGGUUUGAAAAUCCAAUGGUCCCAGACCGCAAGAAGCACUUCGCAAGCCUCCUCGCAGGGCGGGCUGCUGGGGUGUUUGCUUUGGUGGCUCGCGUGGACGCUGGCUACUUGAAGCAUUUGCAAGAAAAUUGGAAGGAGUUUGCAGUGAGAAGGAUCUUCGAAAAAGAGGCGGAGGCAGAGUUCAGACUGCAAUUGCUCGGAGUUGUGGAGGACGUUGACGAGCGACAACGACUUGCGCAGCAGGAAGUUCAGCGCCGCCUUGGCCCAGACUCGGAGAUGACUACUAUGCGCAAUGCCUUCGUGAAGGAGGUCAUCAAUGAAACAACGGAGGAGCAGGUUCGGCAAGUCUUGAAGGACUUUGCUUCUGGAUACAGCUGUGAAGCACACAACUUCAGGGAGGUCUUGAAGAACAAGAAGGAUGAGUUGAUGAGCAUUCUGGAGAACGUGCUGAAAGAGAUGCAAGCAUGCAUGGUGGAUAAAGUGCAAGACAUCCUGUUGGCAAGCUCCAAGCUGUGCAAAGAUGGAGUCUCCGACUUCAACAUUUGCACCGGCUCCUUGCGGCUGUACAAGCAGGGAGCCUGCAAAAGCCAGUGGGAUGUGCAGGAGAAGCUGAAGGAGGAGCGCAUCAUCCAGCUUUGCUGCUAUCGAGAUUAUGUCCAGGCGAUCGUCCGGGAGCAUGAGAAAGUGUGCUCCCAAACCAUGAGGAACCUUCGCGAGGCAGGCCAGGAGUACAUCAACCUCCUGGUUGACAGGCGUUCGCCGUAUCUCCAGGUGAAAUCUUCCUUUCGGCAUGGAAAAAGGAAAGACUCCAGCGACAGCCGUGUGGUCAUUCAGACGGACGGGCACCGGGACUUCGUGGAUGACUUUCUUGUGUGCUGUCUAGAGCACGUCCCGCAUCCAGAACAGCAGCAAGAUCUUUACAAGUGCAUUGAGGUGGGUGCUGAAACCCCAGAAGCUCGCGCAGAUUUCGAACGUCUGCAAGAGGUGCGCGGCUUGGUGAAGACGGCUCGCGAGAGCGUCAUCAGGGCACUGGCCAUUGGGGAGGAUGAGCUGCAGCAGAUGAGAUGGAAGUUUGAGGUGGACCAGUACGCCAAAGAGGAUGCCAAGGAGGAUCUUCAGAUGGCAGAUGUUCACCACAUGGAGGCCGAGAGUGAGAGGGCCACGCCAGCUUCGUCUCAGCCAAGGAGCGCAGCGCCUGUUGCGGGACCAGAUUUGCAGGAAAAGUGUGAGGAGGCUGCAGACGAGGUUGCCAGUGCUCGCAGUGUUACAUCUUCAGGUGAUACCUGGGGUGAUACCUGGGAGCCCGUCACGUCGCAUUCAGCUUCCACAUCUGAGGCCAGGCCGCCUUCACCAUCCUCCGUGCAGGAGGAGAAGAAGCCUGUAGAGGCCAAGAAGGAAGAGCCAAAGAAGGAUGAGGAGAAGAAGCCUGUAGAGACCAAGAAGGAAGAGCCCAAGAAGGAGGAGGCUAUGAUAAGUCACAAGGAGAAGAAGCCUGUAGAGGCCAAGAAGGAAGAGCCAAAGAAGGAGGAGGCCAUGAAGGGUGACAAGGAGUUUGGAUAUGCAAAAUAUUGGGCUGACGGAAGAGCCAAAGAAGGAGGAGGGGAAGAAGCCUGUAGAGGUCGAGAAGGAAGAGCCAAAGAAGGAGGAGGAGGAGAAAGAAGAGAAUGAGGAAGAGGUGACAGAGGACGCUUGUGGAAGCCGUGAAGCGCUCCAAAUCUAAAGCUGCGGGGGUAGGAAGAGUGGGGUGUGCAAGUGUGUUGCGUGGCUUUUAGGUUUGUACAGAGAUGAAUUUGCGCAGACAGGCGCCUAAGGAGCAUGACAGAUUUGAAUGGCGCAGCUAUUGCAGAUGCGUGUUAGAAUGGCUGGCAGCCUGAGAGCAGAGCCUUUCUGUUCCCUCGCGCCGAAGUCGCGUGUUGUCGCCGGCUAGUAGCCGGGUGGUGCAACAUGC